Conger conger (European conger) is the source of this 2688-nucleotide messenger RNA. RefSeq names its product leucine-rich glioma-inactivated protein 1-like. Lineage: Eukaryota; Metazoa; Chordata; Actinopteri; Anguilliformes; Congridae. Gene Ontology annotation, biological process: myelination. Gene Ontology annotation, molecular function: protein binding. The record is from RefSeq and is a predicted model, not a curated record. The coding region runs from base 490 to 2121 and encodes 543 amino acids. The transcript is spliced from 8 exons.
ACAGGAGUAGCCAAUUGCAGCGUGGUCGAUUAAUUUAUGAUACGGUCGUCUCCGUAGCUUUACAGUGAUGCACAAUUUGAGGCAUACUGUGCUCAUAACUAGUGUCAGUUCUAACACUGGGAGCAUUGUCUCGUCCAGUUAAUCUGCCCAUUUGCCUUUGGAAUACAAUUUUGAUGCAAUGCCAAUUGGUAUUUUCCCCGGGUAUUAUUGGUUCGCAUCUUUCCGUUACAUCUGCUUUUAUUCCACCCAGUCAUUGGAAUAGAGCACCUCGCAGAACGAAUCGCUUGGAUGAACGCCGGGUUACAGGGAAUCGGCUACAGCUCAGUUGCAGUCACUUCCACGGCAACGUGAGAGGCAAAUAUAGACGCGAAAACUGAAGAAAAGGCUUGUUCGGCCGCUGAGAAACGAGCAAAUAAAUUUACAACAGAUAAUCUGGUUCAUGUUCAGGAAUAUUCGACGCGCUGGUUGUUACCAGAGUGGCUCAAAAGGAUGGGAUAUGUCAACAAAUUCUUCAAAAGAUGCACUUUCUUGCUGUGGAUUUCUUCUGUUUUGCUUCUAGUUGAGAGUAAGAGAACGAGACAACCCCGUUGUCCCAUGUCUUGUACAUGCACCAAAGAUAAUGCCCUGUGUGAAAAUACAAGGCUGAUUCCUCGCAGCUUUCCUCCCGAUGUCAUUUCAUUAUCUUUUGUGAAGUCCGAAUUCAGCGAAAUCCCUGGAAGAAGCUUCAUUCACUCCCCCGCCCUCCAUCUACUUUUGUUUACAGCCAAUUCUUUGGAUUCUAUAAAUGAAGAUGCUUUCCUUGGUCUUCCACAUUUGGAAUAUCUGUUUAUUGAAAACAACAAAAUCAAGUCCAUAUCACCUUAUGCUUUCCGAGGUCUAAAAUCUCUGCUACACUUGAGCCUGGCCAACAAUAAUCUACAGACUCUACCCAAAGAUGUCUUUAAGGGCAUGGAGGCACUGACAAAAGUGGAUCUUCGGGGAAACAUCUUUAACUGUGACUGCAAACUCAAGUGGCUGGUGGACUGGAUGUAUCGCACAAACGCUACAGUGGAUGAAAUGUUCUGCAAUAGCCCCCCUCUCUACCAAGGGAAGAAAAUCAAUGACCUGGUACCUCAGUCCUUUGACUGCAUAACAACAGAAUUUGCUUCCUACCAGUCGCUGAAGUUUGAGUCCAUAUCAGCGGAGUCCUUCUCCUUUGCUGGUGAUGAAUAUGUAGUGUUUGCCCAGCCUUUCAUUGGGAAAUGCAGCUUCCUGGAGUGGGACCAUGUUGAGAUGGUUUUCCGCAAUUAUGACAACAUCGACAGCACUUCGACCGUCAUGUGCAAACCCCUCGUCAUCGAGAAGCAGCUAUUCAUCAUAGUGGCCCAGCUGUUUGGCGGAUCUCACAUUUACAAGCGGGACAUCUCCGCCAACAAGUUCAUCAAGAUCCAGGACAUUGACAUCCUGAAGAUCAGGAAACCCAACGACGUGGAGACCUUCCACAUCGAUGGCGAGCACUUCUUCAUUAUCGCCGACAGCUCCAAGGCGGGCUCCACCACCGUGUACAAGUGGAACGGCAACGGCUUCUACUCGCACCAGUCCCUGCACCCGUGGUUCCGCGACACGGACGUGGAGUACCUGGAGAUCGCCAACAAGCCCCACCUCAUCCUCUCCAGCAGCUCCCAAAGGCCCGUGGUGUACCAGUGGAGCAAGAGCCAGAAGCUGUUCGACCGCCGCACGGACAUCCCCGACAUGGAGGACGUGUACGCCGUCAAGCACUUCCGGGUGAAGGCCGAGCUCUUCCUUUGCCUCACGCGGUUCAUCGGCGACUCCAAGGUGAUGCGCUGGGACGGCUCCAUGUUCGGCGAGCUGCAGACCAUGCCAUCACGGGGCUCCAUGGUCUUCCAGCCCUUUGCCGUGUCCGAGUGGCAGUACGCCGUGCUGGGCAGCGACUACUCCUUCACGCAGGUCUACCGCUGGGACCCCAAAAAGGGCCAGUUCGUCCACUUCCAGGAGCUCAACAUUCAGGCCCCGAGAGCCUUCUCGCCCAUCUCAAUCGAUAACCGGCAGUUUCUGAUGGCUUCCAGCUUCAAAGGGAAAACUCAGAUAUAUGAACACCUUAUAAUUGACUUGAGCCAAUAGAUUCUGGCGAGGCGUUUCGACGAAAACAGCGGGGAGGAUGGCCCCGCAGACUUGUCGUUGGAUUAUAUGCAUGAUAAAGUCCACUAAUAAACCAUCCGUAUGAAUGCCUGGCUAGAAAUGUCCAUCUUGAGUCAACAUCUAGUGCUUUUUGAACUACUUAAUUGUUUGAAAUGAAAGCCAUUCAUAUUCUCUGCAGUUAUACAUAUCUUCGCAAUUGCAUCUUUCGCCGAGUGAAAAGGAAAGAAACGUACUUUUUAAUAUAUUUAUUAACCUAUUUGGAAGAGGAAGUAAAUCUGCCAAAUAAACUGUUUACAUUUUCUGUCUUACCAGUUGUACGCAAAAUUAUUUAUAAAUUAAGCUUUUGUAAAUACAAGGGACCAUGCCAAUAGGAGAAUUAUUUGAUAAGGCGGUUGUUACCAUUUUAAAUUCAUAUUUGUAUAGUAAAAUAAACUGACAUGUUGCAAUGCAAACUUAGAUGUUGUUGCGUAGAAAAUUAUUCUUGGCAACUUGGAUUUUUAUUGUUGCUUGUUUGUAUGAACUGUAUAGUACUAAUAAAUAUUACUAAUG